Messenger RNA from Helianthus annuus (common sunflower), 1740 nucleotides. Its product is annotated as putative aldehyde oxidase Art an 7. NCBI's taxonomy places the organism in Eukaryota, Viridiplantae, Streptophyta, Magnoliopsida, Asterales, Asteraceae. The record is from RefSeq and is a predicted model, not a curated record. The transcript is spliced from 3 exons. Bases 1 to 1740 code for a protein of 579 amino acids.
AUGCCUUUAGUAAUCCAAACAUACCUCAUUUUCCUCCUUCAUAUAUUGUUUGCAUCUUCUGUCCUUGCUGCCCCUGAUAUAGUCGGCCUUCUCACUCAAGACCGUGGCGGACUCGCGGAUGGCGGAUCUGACUAUGCAAAGCCAGAGGUCGAGACCCAGUUCAUGGGCAAUUGGAUAAUCGAUAAUCCAAAUGCAGGUGUGGCAGCCAUGCAACUACAGUUGAUGCCUAACGAUAAGGUCGUCUGGUUUGAUACCACAUCGCUUGGGCCGUCUGGGCUGAAACUGCCUGAAGGAGUUCUUUGCCCGUCAAAUCCAGAUACAAAGAACGAGCCUGAUUGCUACGCACAUGCCAUCGCUUACGACUGGAAGACCACAAAGUACAGAACGCUUACGUUGAAGGGUGAUGCAUGGUGCUCGUCCGGAAACUUGUGGCCAAAUGGAAACCUAAUGGCUACCGGGGGGACCUUGUCCGGUGAUAGGGCUAUCCGAGUGCUCGCUAACGAUGAUCCUAAAGCAGACUUUGAUACCAGAAUAGGUGUUCUUGCUGCUGUUAGAUGGUACUCGUCUAACCAGGUUUUGCCCGACGGGAGUGCUGCCGUCGUGGGAGGCAGAGACUCGUACAGCUACGAGAUUGUACCUCCCCAAAUGGAAUUCAAACAUCGGAAAUUCGAUCUCCCUUUCCUCCAACAAACAACAACACCCCCUUUAGGACCUGGAAGGCCUGUUGAAAACAAUCUCUAUCCAUUUCUUUACCUACUACCCGAUGGUAACUUAUUCCUCUUCGCCAACAAUCGCGCCAUCAGCUUCACUCCACAAACGGGCCAAGUUGUCCGUGAGUACCCAGAGUUAAAAGGCGGAUCACGCAACUAUCCCCCUUCAGGCAUGUCUGCGCUUUUCCCUUUAAAACUCACAGCCGAUCAUAAACCUCUCAAUACCGAGAUUGUAAUCUGUGGUGGUAAUGACCCAAAGGCAUACGAGGUCGUGGACGCAAGACAUGUUCACGACAAGCAGUUCAUGACGGCACUCCAAGACUGUCAUAGAAUUCAGCCAUUAAAUAAAGAUGCAACUUGGGUAGAAGAACAAAAGAUGCCAUCACCAAGGACCAUGGGAGACUUGAUACACCUUGCCAAUGGUGAUCUUUUGAUGCUUAAUGGUGCGAAAGGCGGCACAUCAGGUUGGGAAGAUGCCAGGGAUCCUAAUUUUGUUCCGCUUUUAUAUACACCAUACAAGCCUAUGGGUAAGAGGUUUAAAGAAUUAGCUCCAACAACAAUAGCCAGAAUGUAUCAUUCCUGCUCAGCAUUGUUACCUGACACCAGAGUGUUGGUUGCUGGAAGCAACAUGCACCAGUUCUACACAUAUACUGGCGACUAUCCAACCGAAUUAAGGGUGGAGAGAUUUGCUCCACCGUACUGUGACCCUGCCCUUGAUUGCGCAAGACCAGCUAUCUGCCCCAAGGCUACUGAUAAGGUGUUGAAGUAUGGGAAACCAUUUAAGAUUACUACUAUUCGUCCUCGGUUGGUGUUGGGUGAGAUUAAGGUAACUUUGUUGUACCCACCAUUCACCACACAUGGUUUCUCCCAGAGCCAGAGGAUGCUCAUUCCGGCUAUAACAAACAUUGAGAAUAAUGUGAUCACCGCGGUUGCACCUGGAAGCGGAAUGCUGGCUCCUCCCGGGUACUACAUUUUGUUUGUAAGUCGCCUCGGUGUACCUAGCUCUGGUAUUUGGGUCCACAUUGAGUAA